UACAACAGACUUAUACACAUGUUUGCCGGAGAUAUAUCUGCUGCUCAGGGGAGGCCCCAUUAAAUCCAGGAUUUGGGGAUUCCAGAUAAAGGAAAAAGAAAUGUUGAUGUUACUCAAAAUUCCAGACAAGCCUUUUUCCCAUAAUUCACUGAAGAAUUUUUUUGAUCAACACAGUGGAAAUGAUAUCAGAAAAGUAGUGGAAAACCUUUUUUAUGCAAUACAGACAUACCACAAUGAAGGGGUAUUCCAGGUAGAUAUCACAGAGGAUGGUGUUAUUAUCUUUUCACCUUCAUGGGAGGUAGCAUUUUUAAGCCUUUGGAUUAUAGGAUAUGGAGGAUUGGAAGUUAAAUAUCAAGGCGGUCAAAGGGCGGAUAUAAAACAGGCCUCAUCGGUAGUUCGACGCUUGUUGGAGGAAAAAGGAAUGAAAGAUCACCCUAUCUAUUACAUUCUGGAUAAUGUCUCUGAACUUGACACAGCUGCCUCAAUACUGAUGAAGAUUUCAUCUUUUCAGAAUACUAUAGAAAACGUCCCGAUACAGGAGAGUUCUGGGAAAAUUUUGGAGAAUGGACAAAAAGUAUCCGAAGUCGUCUUAGAAAUUGAAGAUACUUCUAUUACAGCGAUGGACCUCAAAAGUUUGGAGCUGACUCUAUCAGACCGUGACUUAAUAGUGCUACAAAAUGUUGAGCCUAACUUCGAAAGAGGCAGUCUCUCUGAGGGCAUCAUGAUUGGUUACUUCAAGUGUCUCAAAGAGAAGGGGAACACAACUGUGCAGGUUAUCACGUCAGAGGACUUAAAGAGCAACGUCACGGAAGAACAGAACAUUUUGUCUGAAGUAUGCUGGAUACUGGUGCCCUGGAAUAGAAACAAGCACUGGGCGUUAAUUGCAGCAGAUGUCGAGAGGAAAGGAUUAAUCUACAUUGAUCCUGUGCCGCCAUCUGGGGGCGAAAACCAAACCAAGGUUCAGCCAGAGGAAUGGGAAGCUCUGGGUAAAGUUAGGUCUCUGCUGGGAUGGACCAAUUUCAAUACGAUAUUAAACCCUCCUGACCGUAGUAUGCAAGGGGAUCCCACCAGUUGUGGGGUGUAUGUUUGUUUUUAUGCAAGACAACUGAUUUUGGGAAAACCGUUAGGAGCCAAAUUCAGCCCAGAGCCAAUGAGAAGAGAAAUAGAGGCAACAUUACGGUCGGAGGGUAUGUGGGAAGGUGCAGGUGGUCGUGGGUUUCCCCAGGGCUCAGCCUAGUUGCCUCUUACCGAAAUGCUGGCAAUCGCUGUAUAAGUGAAAUAUGAACUGAAAUUUUCAACAUUAAUCUGUACUCAUUUGGAAGCAAAUUGCAAGACAUCUGCAGUAUAAUUAGACACACAUUAAUGUAGACUGAAUUAAAUCUCGUCACAAUUCGCGUUAUGAACCUGAUAUGUAUAAAAUCAAAUUCUAUUUUAUAUGCAUAUUUCACAUAUUUAAGCAGCAGCGGAGCAGCUUAAUGGGUUAAAGCGUUUUAACAAUCUGUUGGAUUUUUAACGGAGAAUUUGGAGAAUGUAUAUAUGACGAUUUUAAUAACACUUAAAAUUAAAAUACUUAUUUGUGCUUUUUAUACCCAUGUGUAAAUCUUUUCAGUCUUGUCAAGAAUUGUCCUUCGAGGUUGCUCAUUUUUGCAUGUUUUUUAAAUCAUUAUCUGUAAAGUUAGAAUUUAUCUGCUGUAUACGUUUUGUCACUUUUGAUAUAUAGUAUUUAUAUAUACCGUAUAUAGUACGGUAUAUAGUAUUUAUGUAUUCCCACGACUUGGUUAUGUCGGUGACAACUAAUGUAUAUAUUUCCUCUAUUUCCGACUUGAAAUAAAGAUGUUUUAUUCAUGUCGUUAGUUUACCGAUAUUUGUGCCAUUGAGAUGUAAAAAUAGUGCAUGCGAAGAUGUAAUAUGUUUAUUUGUUUAUUUGAAUGGGAUUCCCCCAAUGUAAUAGCUAUGCCACGAAGGUUAAGGGCAGUGUCUACCAUGUUUAUGUUGACCAUCAUGUCAACUGUAUAUCGUACCGAGAAAUAAUCCGUUUUGUUGUACCUUACGGUAAACUACGUGUGAUCGUGUACUGUAAUUACAACUUGCGCGUACCGGAGAGGACUAUAAGUUUACACCUUGUAUUGUCGGUCCGUCGCCAAUCGUGUUAAGUGUGCUCUAAUUACACCUUGCUCGUACCGGAGAGGACAAUAGGUUGACACCUUGUAUUGUUGGUCCGUCGCCAAUCGUGUUAAGUGUGCUCUAAUUACACCCUGCUCGUACCGGAGAGGACUAUAGGUUUACACCUUGUAUUGUUGGUCCGUCACCAAUCGUGUUUAGUGUGCUUUAACCACAACUUGCCCGUUGAGCUUACAACAUGAUGUAAGACUAUAAGCUUACACCGUGUUUGUCGGAAUAGCCAAAGUCAGCGACUUAAAGCAAUUCAGCAAGUACCCUGUUUU
This is a messenger RNA of Liolophura sinensis, 2444 nucleotides long. RefSeq lists its product as uncharacterized. The transcript has 5 exons. Gene Ontology annotation, molecular function: cysteine-type peptidase activity. The coding region runs from base 101 to 1237 and encodes 378 amino acids. Lineage: Eukaryota; Metazoa; Mollusca; Polyplacophora; Chitonida; Chitonidae. The record is from RefSeq and is a predicted model, not a curated record. Gene Ontology annotation, biological process: proteolysis.